Mandrillus leucophaeus (drill) is the source of this 3028-nucleotide messenger RNA. RefSeq names its product mutS homolog 2 (gene MSH2). Bases 127 to 2748 code for a protein of 873 amino acids. The record is from RefSeq and is a predicted model, not a curated record. Gene Ontology annotation, biological process: mitotic recombination; somatic recombination of immunoglobulin genes involved in immune response; mismatch repair. Gene Ontology annotation, molecular function: mismatched DNA binding; ATP-dependent DNA damage sensor activity; ATP binding. Gene Ontology annotation, cellular component: MutSalpha complex; nucleus. The transcript is spliced from 16 exons. Lineage: Eukaryota; Metazoa; Chordata; Mammalia; Primates; Cercopithecidae.
AAGCUGAUUGGGUGUGGCCGCCGUGACCGGACGCCGCUCGGGGGGACGUGGGAGGGGAGGCGGGAAACAGCAUAGUGGGUGUGGGGUCGCGCAGUUCUUUCUGCCAGGAGGUGAGGAGGUUCCGACAUGGCGGUGCAACCUAAGGAGACGCUGCAGCUGGAGAGCGCGGCCGAGGUCGGCUUCGUGCGUUUCUUUCAGAGCAUGCCGGAGAAACCGACCACCACGGUGCGCCUUUUCGACCGGGGCGACUUCUAUACGGCUCACGGCGAGGACGCGCUGCUGGCCGCCCGGGAGGUGUUCAAGACCCAGGGGGUGAUCAAGUAUAUGGGGCCGGCAGGAGCAAAGAAUCUGCAGAGUGUUGUGCUUAGUAAAAUGAAUUUUGAAUCUUUUGUAAAAGAUCUUCUUCUGGUUCGUCAGUAUAGAGUUGAAGUUUAUAAGAACAGAGCUGGAAAUAAGGCAUCCAAGGAGAAUGAUUGGUAUUUGGCAUAUAAGGCUUCUCCUGGCAAUCUAUCUCAGUUUGAAGACAUUCUCUUUGGUAACAAUGAUAUGUCAGCUUCCAUUGGUGUUGUGGGUGUUAAAAUGUCCACAGUUGAUGGCCAGAGACAGGUUGGAGUUGGGUAUGUGGAUUCCAUACAGAGGAAGCUAGGACUGUGUGAAUUCCCUGAUAAUGAUCAGUUCUCCAAUCUUGAGGCUCUCCUCAUCCAGAUUGGACCAAAGGAAUGUGUUUUACCUGGAGGAGAGACUGCUGGAGACAUGGGGAAACUGAGACAGAUUAUUCAAAGAGGAGGGAUUCUGAUCACAGAAAGAAAAAAAGCUGACUUUUCCACGAAAGACAUUUAUCAGGACCUCAACCGGCUGUUGAAAGGCAAAAAGGGAGAACAGAUGAAUAGUGCUGUAUUGCCAGAAAUGGAGAAUCAGGUUGCAGUUUCAUCAUUGUCUGCGGUAAUCAAGUUUUUAGAACUCUUAUCAGAUGAUUCCAAUUUUGGACAGUUUGAACUGACUACUUUUGACUUCAGCCAGUACAUGAAAUUGGAUAUUGCAGCAGUCAGAGCCCUUAACCUUUUUCAGGGUUCUGUUGAAGAUACCACUGGCUCUCAGUCUCUGGCUGCCUUGCUGAAUAAGUGUAAAACCCCUCAAGGACAAAGACUUGUUAACCAGUGGAUUAAGCAGCCUCUCAUGGAUAAAAACAGAAUAGAGGAGAGAUUGAAUUUAGUGGAAGCUUUUGUAGAAGAUGCAGAAUUGAGGCAGACUUUACAAGAAGAUUUACUUCGUCGAUUCCCAGAUCUUAACCGACUUGCCAAGAAGUUUCAAAGACAAGCAGCAAACUUACAAGAUUGUUACCGGCUCUAUCAGGGUAUAAAUCAACUACCCAAUGUUAUACAGGCUCUGGAAAAACAUGAAGGAAAACACCAGAAAUUAUUGUUGGCAGUUUUUGUGACUCCUCUUACUGAUCUUCGUUCUGAUUUCUCCAAGUUUCAGGAAAUGAUAGAAACAACUUUAGAUAUGGAUCAGGUAGAAAACCACGAAUUCCUUGUAAAACCUUCAUUUGAUCCUAAUCUCAGUGAAUUAAGAGAAAUAAUGAAUGACUUGGAAAAGAAGAUGCAGUCAACAUUAAUAAGUGCAGCCAGAGAUCUUGGCUUGGACCCUGGCAAACAGAUUAAACUGGAUUCCAGUACACAGUUUGGAUAUUACUUUCGUGUAACCUGUAAGGAAGAAAAAGUCCUUCGUAACAAUAAAAACUUUAGUACUGUAGAUAUCCAGAAGAACGGUGUUAAAUUUACCAACAGCAAAUUGACUUCUUUAAAUGAAGAGUAUACCAAAAAUAAAACAGAAUAUGAAGAAGCCCAGGAUGCCAUUGUUAAAGAAAUUGUCAAUAUUUCUUCAGGCUAUGUAGAACCAAUGCAAACACUCAAUGAUGUAUUAGCUCAGCUAGAUGCUGUUGUCAGCUUUGCUCAUGUGUCAAAUGGAGCACCUGUUCCAUAUGUACGACCAGCCAUUUUGGAGAAAGGACAAGGAAGAAUUAUAUUAAAAGCAUCCAGGCAUGCUUGUGUUGAAGUUCAAGAUGAAAUCACGUUUAUUCCUAAUGAUAUAUACUUUGAAAAAGACAAACAGAUGUUCCACAUCAUUACUGGCCCCAAUAUGGGAGGUAAAUCUACAUAUAUUCGACAAACUGGGGUGAUAGUACUCAUGGCCCAAAUUGGGUGUUUUGUGCCAUGUGAGUCUGCAGAAGUGUCCAUUGUGGACUGCAUCUUGGCCCGGGUAGGGGCUGGGGACAGUCAGUUGAAAGGAGUCUCCACAUUCAUGGCUGAAAUGUUGGAAACUGCUUCUAUUCUCAGAAUUCAGGAACUUUUAGUAGAUCUGGCAGUUAGCAUGAAAUUUGCUUUUAAAUCAUUGCUUGUGUUUUGUGUCUGUGAUCAAAGUUUUGGGAUUCAUGUUGCAGAGCUUGCUAAUUUCCCUAAGCAUGUAAUAGAGUGUGCUAAACAGAAAGCCCUGGAACUCGAAGAGUUUCAGUAUAUUGGAGAAUCACAAGGAUAUGAUAUGGAACCAGCAGCAAAGAAGUCCUAUCUGGAAAGAGAGCAAGGUGAAAAAAUUAUUCAGGAGUUCCUGUCCAAAGUGAAACAAAUGCCCUUUACUGAAAUGUCAGAAGAAAACAUCACAAUAAAGUUAAAACAGCUAAAAGCUGAAGUAAUAGCAAAGAAUAAUAGCUUUGUAAAUGAAAUCAUUUCACGAAUAAAAGUUACUACGUGAAAAAUCCCAGUAAUGGAAUGAAGGUAAUAUUGAUAAGCUAAUUGUCUGUGAUACUUUUAUAUUGUUUUGUAUUAAUUCUUUUUCCAUAGUGUUAACUGUCAGUGCCCAUGGGCUAUCAACUUAAUAAGAUAUUUAGUAAUAUUUGUCUCUGAGGACAUUUUCAAAGAUCUUUAUUUUGAAAAAUGAGAGCUGUAACUGAGGACUGUUUGCAAUUGACAUAGGCAAUAAUAAGUGAUGUGCUGAAUUUUAUAAAUAAAAUCAUGUAGUUUGUGGAAUUUGA